This is a messenger RNA of Acaulospora colombiana, 856 nucleotides long. NCBI's taxonomy places the organism in Eukaryota, Fungi, Glomeromycota, Glomeromycetes, Diversisporales, Acaulosporaceae. The record is from the annotation of a GenBank genome assembly.
AUGACAGCUGACCAGACAACCCCUUCCGCGGUAUAUUACUUUUUUCGUUCGUUUCGGCGCUCACUCCCCGAUGAGAGUGACUUUGAAGACUUCAUUAGCACCUUGACCAUCACCCCCUUGCAUGCGGUCGUUGAAAAUGUUUUGCCAUUCUUCCGUCGUUCUACCGACCCUGGUUUAUUUACAAAGUUUCAGGUGAUGAUGCGUCAAUGUGAACAAAAUUCUGCUUUCGAGAGUACUCUGAUGAGGGUUUGUGAUGCUUUGGAUAUGCUUCAAAGAGUUGAACAAGCAUUGAGAGGCGAUAAGCGUUUGAUGGAUGGCUAUUUACGCGCUAUGCAAUUUGAUAAUGAUUCGGCCAGCCACCAACAGGUGUGGUCGGGUCUGCAGCGUUUCUUGAACGAGGACUGCGAUCCACAAACGAAGCGUAGAGUGGAAAAGGUCUUCGCCGAACAAAAAGCCAACGAUGAACUUGGUCUCAACGAUGAUGUCCUUGACGUGGCUUAUUCUCUGAUUGGUGAUGAUGCUCUAUACAUUGAAAUCCUCGAGACUCUUCAAUUGAACAACCGACAAAAUCUCCCGUGGGACAUUGUAAUCAGCAGGAUUCAACGUCUUGCUAUAGAGAAAAAACCUCAAGUUUGGCCUAUGCUGAGCAGAUUCCUGGACGAUGUACACAAUGGUCGUGAUGUUUUCUCGUAUUCUGUCUAUUGGGACGAAUAUCUUGAUGACGAAAUUGACGAGCCUGAGAAUGGAGUUAAUACUCUCGAGCAAAAAUUUUCCAACAUUAACCUUGACACUGGCAAUGAAGACAUACAAUCUCAACCACAACAAAGACAACAGAAACAAGCAAGAGAAGUGAUCG